AAUGUAGUCCGGAGCAGGAAGCAGCGGAACGAUUCGAUUCUUCUCAGUUCCACGUUGCGCUCUCAAUCUCAGAGCCGGGCUCGCGAGAGGCUGCUCCGGCAAAACCCGAGGCUGAGCCCCCUGCGCACAGGUGUGAGUCCUGAAACGCCGCGGUCGACUUCGCAGGACGCGCAAACAGGGAAACGGGUCCCGCCUGGGUGAGCCGCGGGGGCCUUUGGGAAGCGUCGCCCCUGGUCUAACGGACCGAGGCUUGUGGCGCUCUCAGGCACGGCCAGCGCCGUCCUCAGUGGCGCCUCGUCCCAGUCCGCGCCGGCUGUGCCACUUGGGCAGCGUUAGGUGUGGAGUCGGGGCCUGUGUCCGCGGGCUCUGUGAGUUCUUCGUACAUUAAGGAUUCAUUCAUUCAUAGACUCAUCACUUAUUGAAUGUUGUCUGUGUAACAGGCACAAUUGUAGGUGCUCAGGAUAUACCAGUGAACAAGAGACUAACCCCCUACCAUCAUGGUACUUACAUUUUUGUGGACCAGAUAAUAAACAAGCUCUACCUCUGCAGGCCCCAUCCCUUCCCAGAAAGAAGAGGAAAUGACUGAGUCCCAGGGAACAGUGACAUUCAAAGAUGUGGCUAUUGACUUCACCCAGGAGGAGUGGAAGCGAUUGGAUCCUGCUCAGAGAAACCUGUACCGGAACGUGAUGCUAGAAAACUAUAACAACUUAAUCACAGUGGGCUAUCCAUUCACCAAACCUGAUGUGAUUUUCAAAUUGGAGCAAGAAGAAGAACCAUGGGUGAUGGAGGAAGAAGUAUUAAGGAGACACUGGCAAGGAGAAAUAUGGGGAGUUGAUGAGCAUCAGAAAAGCCAGGACAGACUUUUGAGACAAGUUGAAGAAAAAUUCCAGAAAACACUGACUGAAGAAAAAGGCAAUGAAUGUCAUAAGAAAUUUGCAAAUGUAUUUCCUCUGAACUCUGAUUUUUUCCCUUCUAGACACAACCUCUAUGAGUAUAACUUAUUUGGGAAGUGUUUAGAACAUAAUUUUGACUGUCAUAAUAAUGUGAAAUGCCUUAUAAGAAAGGAACAUUGUGAAUAUAAUGAACCUGUGAAAUCAUAUGGUAAUAGCUCAUCCCAUUUUGUCAUUACCCCCUUUAAGUGUAAUCAUUGUGGAAAAGGCUUCAAUCAAACUUUGGACCUCAUCAGACAUCUGAGAAUUCAUACUGGAGAGAAGCCCUAUGAAUGUAGUAACUGUAGAAAAGCCUUUAGUCACAAGGAAAAACUUAUUAAACAUUAUAAAAUUCAUGGUAGGGAGCAGUCUUAUGAAUGUAAUGAAUGUGGUAAAGCUUUCAUUAAAAUGUCAAAUCUUAUUAGACAUCAAAGAAUUCAUACUGGAGAGAAACCCUAUGCAUGUAAGGAAUGUGAGAAAUCCUUCAGCCAGAAAUCAAAUCUCAUUGAUCAUGAAAAAAUUCAUACUGGAGAGAAACCUUAUGAAUGUAAUGAGUGUGGAAAAGCAUUCAGCCAGAAGCAAAGCCUCAUUGCACAUCAGAAAGUUCAUACUGGGGAGAAACCUUAUGCAUGUAAUGAAUGUGGUAAAGCCUUCCCUCGAAUUGCAUCCCUUGCUCUUCAUAUGAGAAGUCAUACAGGAGAAAAACCUUAUAAGUGUGAUAAAUGUGGUAAAGCCUUCUCUCAGUUUUCCAUGCUUAUUAUACAUGUUAGAAUUCAUACAGGUGAAAAACCCUACGAAUGUAAUGAGUGUGGAAAAGCCUUCUCCCAGAGCUCAGCCCUUACUGUACAUAUGAGAAGUCACACUGGUGAGAAACCCUAUGAAUGUAAGGAAUGCAGAAAAGCCUUCAGCCACAAGAAAAACUUCAUUACACACCAGAAAAUCCACACUAGAGAGAAACCUUAUGAGUGUAAUGAAUGUGGGAAAGCUUUUAUACAGAUGUCAAAUCUUGUUAGACACCAGAGAAUUCAUACUGGGGAAAAACCCUAUAUAUGUAAGGAAUGUGGGAAAGCCUUUAGCCAGAAAUCAAAUCUCAUUGCUCAUGAAAAAAUUCAUUCUGGAGAGAAACCCUAUGAAUGCAAUGAAUGUGGUAAAGCCUUCAGCCAAAAGCAAAACUUUAUUACACAUCAAAAAGUUCAUACUGGAGAGAAACCUUAUGAUUGCAAUGAAUGUGGUAAAGCCUUCUCUCAAAUUGCAUCCCUUACCCUCCAUUUGAGAAGUCACACAGGGGAAAAGCCUUAUGAAUGUGAUAAAUGCGGUAAAGCCUUCUCUCAGUGCUCACUGCUUAAUUUACAUAUGAGAAGUCACACAGGUGAGAAGCCCUAUGUAUGUAAUGAAUGUGGGAAAGCCUUCUCUCAAAGAACUUCCCUUAUUGUGCACAUGAGAGGUCAUACAGGUGAAAAACCCUAUGAAUGUAAUAAAUGUGGAAAAGCCUUCUCCCAAAGCUCAUCCCUUACUAUACAUAUACGAGGACACACAGGUGAGAAACCCUUUGACUGUAGUAAAUGUGGAAAAGCCUUCUCUCAAAUCUCAUCUCUUACACUUCAUAUGAGAAAACAUACAGGUGAGAAGCCCUAUCACUGUAUUGAGUGUGGCAAGGCUUUCAGCCAGAAGUCACACCUUGUUAGACACCAGAGAAUUCAUACUCAUUAGAACCCUAUGAAUAUGUGAACAUGGCAAAGCUUUCUGAAGGAAUUAACACCUCAUUGCAUAUUACAUGAUCAUUUCUAGAGUAGAAGCCUAUGAAUGUGGAAUAGCCUUCUGAAAAAGCCACAAAUUUAUGAAACAUUGGAGAAUUCUACCAAGGUGACAAAUUCUAUAAUGAAAAAGCUGAUUAUCAGAAACUUUCAGCAGACAUCUUAUUGAUCAUAUUUAAUCAGCAUUCUCAUUGAAAUCUGAAACAAGAUAUCUGCCAUCAGCAUAACAACACAAUACUUGAGCUCCUGGCCAAUGUAUAAAGUAAGGAAAACAAGAUUGGGAAAACCAAGAGUCAAUGAAGAACUAUAAAAGUAACUUUUGUACAAGAAAUAGUUAAUUAGAAAAUAUGUUGGUAGAAAAACCUAAGAAUCAACACAAAAAUGAAUUAUGAGGUAUUUAUAAAGUCACAAAACAUAUUGAAGGGCACAAAAGAACACCUGAAAAUGGCAUUUUGUCUGAAAAGACUUGACACUGUCAAAAUAUAAUUUCUCUCCCAAAUCUCUAAGUUUAAUAUACUUCCACUGAAAGUUUACAUCAGUUUUAAAGAACUUUACAAACUUAUCCAAAAAUUUUAUAUGGAAAAGUAAAUAAACACAAAUAGCUGAAACAAAUUUGACAAAGCAAAAUGGAGAAGACACGCUCUAAUAUUAGAUAUAUCACAUACUUAUUUAAAGCUGCUGUCAUUUAAACAGUGUGUUAGUGAAUAAAUCAAGCAGUAGUAAGAUAAUGAGGAUCGAUACAAAAAUCCAACCAGAUACAGGAAUUCUGUGUCUGACAGUGCUAUUGAAAUCACUGAGGAAUGAAUGGCUUAUUUAAUAAAUGGAAGGUUCAUAGGAGAAAAAUUUUAGCUUUCUACCUUACAUAUAAAAAUAAAAUCCAACUAAAGACCAGAAUAUAAAAAGCAAAAUUCUAAAACUAUGAUGAAAGUAGAAUGUAUUACUUUAGGGUAAAGGAUUUCUUUAAAAGCACAUAAACAUGGAAUAGUCCAUUGAAUUUUGGUGUACUGGCCUCACAGGCACCUACAAAUGUACACAAAGAGAUACAGAUCACCGUGUUCCUGAACCAUGGUUUGUACUGCCCACAAUUGGAUAUAACAAAUUUUUAUCAACUGUGGAACAGAUGAAUACAUUUGAUUAUUUCUGUGAUAAAAUACUAUACAGAAUUUAGAGAGAAACAAAAUCUACAUAUAGUUACAUGGAUAGAUUACAAUAUAUAAUAUUGAGAGAAAAAAUUAAAGUGCAUAACAGAACACAGUAUAACAUUUGUAUCAUUUAAUAACGUUGUGGAAAGAACAGUACUAUAUAUUGGUCAUGGAUCCAUAUACAACAUUGGUUGCCUUUUGGGACGUGGAAAAGGUUUGGUGGGAGUUGUUAUAUUUAUCUGUAAUAUUUCUUUAAUAAAAGAGUAAAAGCAAAUAUAACAGUGGU
Messenger RNA from Cebus imitator (Panamanian white-faced capuchin), 4111 nucleotides. RefSeq names its product zinc finger protein 569 (gene ZNF569). NCBI's taxonomy places the organism in Eukaryota, Metazoa, Chordata, Mammalia, Primates, Cebidae. Bases 579 to 2639 code for a protein of 686 amino acids. Gene Ontology annotation, molecular function: DNA-binding transcription factor activity, RNA polymerase II-specific; RNA polymerase II cis-regulatory region sequence-specific DNA binding. The transcript has 6 exons. Gene Ontology annotation, biological process: regulation of DNA-templated transcription. The record is from RefSeq and is a predicted model, not a curated record.